Exaiptasia diaphana is the source of this 2280-nucleotide messenger RNA. Its product is annotated as roundabout homolog 1. The transcript has 9 exons. Gene Ontology annotation, cellular component: cell-cell junction. Gene Ontology annotation, biological process: cell-cell adhesion. The record is from RefSeq and is a predicted model, not a curated record. NCBI's taxonomy places the organism in Eukaryota, Metazoa, Cnidaria, Anthozoa, Actiniaria, Aiptasiidae. Gene Ontology annotation, molecular function: cell adhesion molecule binding. The coding region runs from base 50 to 1333 and encodes 427 amino acids.
UCAUGCGAACGAGGCUCUGUAAGGUGUGGGUUUCUUUCACAAAACAAAAAUGUUGAGUACAGCAAUCUGUGUCGCUAUUCUUUGCUUAUUAGCUGUUUCCUCGAUAUCACCCGUUCAAGGUAAACCUGCGAUUAUCGCACCGUUGCCAACAAAUAUUUAUGCGAUUCAGUUUGGAAGAGCUGAAGUAGGCUGCACUGUUAAGGAUACAGUAAACAAGCCCACUAAAAUAAACUUUGUGCGAACUAGUAAGUUUGGGGAUAUAGAUGUGAUUUACGAUGAAGGAAUAGGAGGACGUAUACAAUACAAGAACAAAACUGAGGAUGGUGGACAGAUAUUGACAUCAACAUUAGUUAUCAAUAAUGUCACACUGAAAGAUAGUUCAGAUUUUGGUGGAUACGAGUGUAUUGGAUAUAGUGGUAAUCAAAAGGAUGCCUAUGGAUUUACAAUUAAUGUUAUAAAUAGAAAUGAACUUCCAGGCAUAGCAGUAUCUGAGAACAAAACAGUUCAAUUUGGCACAGAGAUCAUCUUAAGCUGUAAUCUCACAUUAAAAAUGGAUGUUGAUACAACUAAACUACGCAAGUUGAUGUGGAUCAAAGGUGGUCAAGUCAUUGACGAAGUUCUUUAUCCCAAAGAACAGACACUGAAGUCCAGGAAAUUCAAAGUGUCUGAUCCAAGCGAUGGUGGACUGUAUUCAUGUCAUUUGAUUUCUAGGUUGAGAGACAGCUUAGACUAUAAUAUCACAGAUAGCAUCCACAUCACAGUAAAACCUAAAUUUUUCAAAGAUCUUAUGGACAAUGAAGUUAAGGUUUUCAAGGGUAAAUCUGCAACGUUUGAGUGUUCUGCUAAAGGAAAUCCACUCAAUACCUUUUGGAAAAGGAAACUUAAGAGUGAGAAAUCUGCAAAUAUGUUGAAAGAAGGAGAAAACUGGAAUUCAAGAUAUUCCCUGUCUAAUCUGGAUAAGAUGGAGGAUCAUUCCUUGACCAUUAGUGAUGUUGGUUAUGGUGACCGUGGUUUUUACUACUGUUGUAUUCAAGAAUCAGAGACUGCUAACAACACCAAAGAACAAGAUGAUGUUGAGGGAUGUCAGAAGUUUACAUUAAGAGUUAAAGAUCCUCUUGGUGCUCUGUGGCCUGUUAUUGGUAUUAUUAUUGAGGUCAUUCUUCUUGUUAUUAUCAUUGUACUUGCUGAGAAAUUCAAGAAGAAGAAGACUGAAUCUACCAAAACCGAUGGACGUGUUGAGUUCAGCUAUAGUUCCACUGAUGAUGCAGUUGAUAAGGGCCAAGUUCGUUUGCGACCAUCAGCAGCUGCGACAUCAUCUGGAGAAAAAGCAUGAUUCCAUAGUCUAGACGUAUUGAAUUAUCCUGCAUCUUAACGAUUUUCUAUUUGGUAAAAUGUGUUACUGAUUGAUGCAUGCUUGCAAUGGAAAAACACGAAGACAGACAGACAGACAAAAUGUGGCAAACAAGUCAAGCAGAACACUGGAAGACCAACAAGACUGACAGYUGUUUGGAUUAUAAUAUUGUCCAUUUAUCAAUCAAGACAGACAGCUUGUCCACAUUUUCUGUUUUCAUUCCUUUAUGUAAUAUUGUCAAAUUCAUUCCCACAGAAUGAGCAUUUGUAUUUUUGUUAUUAUUAUUCGUUUUGAAGUAAUUGUUAAAAGAUAAUUAUUUAUUAUUCGUCGCAUGUACACUUGUGACUUCUCACAGCAUUUAAAUGUAAUAACAAUUGACAGGAUUUUGAUACACCUUAAAUUGACCAAGUAUUUUGGAAACUAUUAGUCUUAUUUUGCACAAAUAAUUAUUUAUUUGUUUCUAGUGCUGUAAAAAAAUCUUUACAAUAGGUUGUAUUUCAUUGUUGAGAUUUCAGCAAUUUCAAGCCUUCUAGUCCGGCUCCUUUUUUGUAUUCAAUAAGUGAAAAUGUAGAUCUCAAGACGUUUUCCUCAUGAAGUCGACAUAAAUUUUGAAAGUUUUUUUUUUCAGAAAGGCACUGCGCUUGUUUUUGAUAUAAUGAAAAGUUAGGAAUCGACAUUUUUUUUAACUAUAGUGUAUGAAUUAACGGGCAGGAAAGAUCCUCAUUAUAGAAAAUAUUCACAGUCUCAAAAUUUUAGUUGUAAAGUAAUAAGAAAAUAUUGGAAAAAGAUGAUGUGAUGUCUGGUUUUUCUUGGAAUAGUCUAUUGGGUGAUUUAUAGGGAUAGGUACAUACUAUUAGCCAUGUCAAGAUAUAAUUCUGAUGUAAGCUGUUAAAAUUAUACAUGUCUGAUCAUUAAAACAUAAAACUGUA